Molecule: messenger RNA, 567 nt
Organism: Malania oleifera
Lineage: Eukaryota; Viridiplantae; Streptophyta; Magnoliopsida; Santalales; Ximeniaceae
Exons: 3
Coding region: 1-567 (188 amino acids)
Source: RefSeq, a predicted model, not a curated record
AUGCCUAUUAAAAGGAAAGUCCUUCGCUACUCUCAAAAGGAAAGCCCAAAUUUUGCUCUCGGAAAGUCCAAUGGUUCUUCUUCCUCCCUCUUUCUCUGUUCCUGCAAGAACUUCGUCACCAACAACACCACCAACACCACGUCGCCAAACGUCGGCUGCUGCAACUCGCUGAGGUUGCUCGCGGGCAACGGCACCGAUUGUCUCUGCCUCAUUGUCAUAGGGAGCGUCCCCUUCCAGCUGCCCAUCAAUCGAACUCUCGCCAUCUCCCUCCCGUGCGUCUACAACAUGCCUCGUGUCCCCCCCCAGUGCAAUGGACUUGGGCCAUUGCAACACCAUGACAUGGAAAUCGAUAGCCUUACCAUUUCCCUCUAUUCGUCGUCGAACCCAGAUCAUCGGCGGCCUGUCUGGCCGCCAAUUCCGACCCCCCACAUCGUCGCAUCUACUUCACCGGUUGUCAGUGCAAGCAAGGACCACGUCAUCGCAUCUACUUCUCCAAUUUUCUGGAUCUCAGACAAAGAGAAAGAGAGAGGAAGAAGAACCAUUGGGCUUUCCAAGAGCAGGAUCUAG